AUUAUUUAUGCAAACCUGAGGACAACAUUUACAACAUUGACUUCACCAGGUUUAAAAUCCGGGACCUUGAAACUGGAACAGUGCUGUUUGAAAUUGCAAAGCCAUCUGCUUCAGAGCAAGAUGAUGAGGAUGAAGAUGACAACGGUGAACUGGACGCUAGUGCAGGCCGCUUCGUUCGUUACCAGUUCACCCCAGCCUUUCUCCGUCUUCGGACUGUUGGUGCAACAGUGGAAUUCACAGUGGGAGAAAAGCCAGUGUCAAACUUUCGAAUGAUUGAGAGACAUUACUUCCGAGAUCGCUUGCUGAAGAACUUUGACUUUGAUUUUGGCUUCUGCAUCCCCAGCAGCAGGAACACGUGUGAACACAUUUAUGAAUUCCCUCAGCUCUCAGAAGACCUUAUCCGUCUGAUGGUUGAAAAUCCAUACGAGACCCGCUCAGACAGCUUUUACUUUGUGGACAACAAGUUGAUUAUGCACAACAAGGCCGACUAUGCUUACAAUGGAGGACAGUAAUCAUUCUAUGUCCACUGGAUGCUGUGAUGCCGUUAACCGUUCCAGAUGUCCAGGAGCGGACUGGAGUUGCUGUCUCGUGCAACAAGGCUUCUUGCCAAACCUUUUCUUCUUGCACGAGGCUGAAAACAUGAAGCAAGGAUGACAGCUCAUGAAAGUAAAGGAAAUCUCCCUGCAACACUUUUCUAUCUGACACUCAACAUAUCCUGCCUCUCAUUUUCUGUUUCUGGUUACCUUCUGGUUCCUUGGUUAGGUCAUGGAUCAGAGGCACUGUUAGAAAAUUAUUGCUGUUACAGUCUUUAUAGCGAGGUUGCACUUUUAGUGCUUCUGAUGUGUCACCUUUUGGGUGACUACCCUCUUUCAAGAGGUCACAUAGUUUGGGUAAGCUCUUUCUUAGCAGGAAAGUUUUUUCCCCCUUCAGUUAGCCAGCGACGCCUGAAGAGCAGAUUUCUUCUUCAGUUGGAUGGAUCAUCUCUUUAGUGGUUUAGUUUGUAGCAUGGCUGAGAGGGCUGAGCAUUGCUUUUUAGGGUGCAUCCCAAUAUUCUCCAGUGGGAAAGAUAAGAGACUAAUUCAGCUUCU
Molecule: messenger RNA, 1088 nt
Organism: Phaethon lepturus (White-tailed tropicbird)
Lineage: Eukaryota; Metazoa; Chordata; Aves; Phaethontiformes; Phaethontidae
Product: protein unc-119 homolog B
Exons: 4
Biological process (GO): cilium assembly; lipoprotein transport; nervous system development
Cellular component (GO): cilium
Molecular function (GO): lipid binding
Source: RefSeq, a predicted model, not a curated record